CGCACACAUGGUCAUGAAGUGGACGGUACCUCCUAGGCUCCGAUCCUUCCAAAUUUUGACCGGUGUUCGCCGCCCUAAUCCUCUGAGUCCCCAACCAGCGCGGACUGCAGUGCGCCAGUGCUUCUACUCGCUGGUCUUCCUAUUUCAGGUAAGUUUUAUUUUUGUUUCAGUUUUAUUUUGGUUAAAAAAAAUUAUAUCAGCAUUAUCUCCAAAACUUUGACGAUUUUCUUCUAUGAAUUCAGAAAUCUACUACCUGGUUUUUGAAUUCGAUUUCGCAUUGCGCCAGUGCCUCUGCUCGCUUAAUUGCUAGAUUUCUCAAAUUGUGGUUUUUAAAUCAUCAUUGGUUUCUCUAUUAUAACUUUCAGUUUCUUUUUAACUUUCAUUUUUCCUCGGCACUUCAACUUUAGAAACACAAAAGUGAUAUCUCUUGCGAUGCCUAUUACAAUCGAUUUUAUUAUCUCAUGUUCUUAUGUUUUGUAUAUUUUGUUCAUAUGAUGUGCCAUUUUGAAGCAAAUUGAUGGUAGUACUUUUUAGAUAUUUAUCAAAAUACAAUACGGCCCAUGAUAGUUUAUAUCGUUUGUUUUCAUUGCAUCAAUGGAUGGUAUAGCAUUUUUUGCAAUGUAAUCAAAAUUGAAUGCAAAGAUUUAUUAAAAAAAGGUAUAAACUUCAUUAUCUCACUAAAGAGUACGUAUUUGUUUGUCUUUAUAUCGUUCAUGUGAAAGGACUCAGAGCCGAUUCUUGGUGUACUCCAAUAGUAAUAGCGAACUCUGCACUCCUCCAUACAGUAGUACAAACGAUACUGAUGUACUUACGUGAAAUGCCUUUUCUUGUUAAGGCCCACCAAAAGACUUCUCGAGGUACCUAUCAUAUGUCUUUUCUAAGUCAAUGAAAUCAGAAAAACUUUGUACAGAGAAAUCCGUUGUCUUUGGGAAUCGAACCCAGGACAACGUGGUUAAAAGCCAUGUGCUCUACCAGCUGAGCUAAGACUGCACUCUCAAUAAAUCAAUAAAGUAGGAUAUUCAAGAAAACAAAAAGUGUUCCAUGGACAUAGAAUUACCUGUUGUUCAAUGAACCUUGAAUUGAAAUAGAAAUAAAGAAAGUCUUCAUCAAAAACUGAAAACACACAGGUGACAAUUCAUUUGACAAAAGUAGGAUUAGUACACAAUCUCUCAUUUGUUGUGUGGAUGAUCUUUUUUCAGCUUAUUAGAUGAUCUUUUUGAGGAUAUUUACCUAUAAAAUAUGUUUUACACUAAAAUUUACAGACAUCUAUCAAAUUCAAAUAUAUUUUCAAAUAAUCAGUUCAAGAUAAAAAAAAAUAAAGGACAUCUAUAGCGUGAAAAAGUACCAAGACAUUACUUUUCAAAUAGUCACACCCUUGUUUCGCUGGACUAAAUGGGCUUGCAAGAGGUGGGAAUGAAGAACACCACCAACAACACAUGAUUCAAUGUAGCCAUUAAAUACAAUUUGGAAUUUCGCUGGACUAAAUGGGCUUGCAAGAGGUGGGAAUGAAGAACACCACCACUAACAACACAUGAUUCAAUAGCUGAUAAAACAUCCAUGGCUGAUUAAAUUUACAUUGUAAAAUGAAAGGCCUAAAGACAGGCCAUUUUUUGCCUUAAAUAUGAUGUCCUUUAAUGUAGCUGUGUCACUAAUGUUGUAUUUGGCUUUUUCUCUCCAGCCUCGUGCAAUUGCAUUGAAACACUACUGCCAUUAAUUUCUUUUGGUAACGUGGUCCAUUUAUUUGUUUAUUUUAUUUAUUUAUUUAUUUAUUUAUUUAUUUAUUAAACACAAUAAUAGUUUAUAUAGCAAUUGGCCACCUAAAUUGCUACAGUUUUCCUGCCCAAAGGUUGUUGCACUAUUGCGCUUAUAUAGAUAGAUAUAGAUAGACGUGAGCUGUGGAUUUUAUUUUCAUGUAUAGCCUUUCUUGUUAGAUGGCCCUGGUUGACGACUGAGCAUUUACAAGUUGCUGCUUGCUUCACUUCUAGUAACUCAGAGAUCAGAAAAUGUGUCGCUUAUUCUACCUCCAAUAUAAAAGAUACUUUUCAACCAACAUAUUAUCAACCAAUUCACAGAUAGCCUGCUUUGCCCGUUCUGGUCAAAUUGAUGAUGCUCGUAAAGUGUUUGAUCAACUUUCAAAGAAAAGCAUUGCUACAUGGAAUGCUAUGAUCUCAUGUUACUUCCAAAAUCACCAACCAAUUGAAGCUCAAAAGUUGUUUGACCAAAUGCCUAAAAGGAAUAUUGUGUCUUGGAAUGGGUUGAUUUCAGGAUACGUGAAAAAUAGAAUGGUAGAUGAGGCAAGAAAAGUGUUUGGAAGAAUGCCUGAAAGAAAUGUCGUGUCGUGGACAGCUCUUGUUAGAGGGUAUGUUGAGGAAGGGUUGAUAUAUGAGGCUGAAAGCCUUUUCUGGCAAAUGCCAGAAAAGAAUGUGGUGUCCUGGACAGUAAUGAUGGGAGGGUUGAUUCAUGAUGGGAGGAUUGAUGAAGCAAAAAGGCUGUAUGACAUGAUGCCAGUGAAGGAUGUGGUGUCAAUGACUAACAUGAUUGGUGGGUAUUGUCUAGCGGGGAGGGUAGACCAGGCACGUGAGAUCUUUGAUGGCAUGGAAGUAAAGAAUGUAGUUUCAUGGACAUCUAUGGUCACAGGAUAUGCUCAAAAUGACAGAGUAGACAUUGCCAGGAAGCUUUUUGAGGUCAUGCCUGAGAAGAAUGAGGUGUCGUGGACAUCUAUGCUUCUUGGAUACACUCAGAAUGGAAGAAUAGAAGAUGCUUGGAAGUUGUUCAAAGAGAUGCCUUUAAAACCAACAGCUGCUUGUAAUGCAAUAAUACUCGGUGUAGGACAGAAUGGGGAGAUUGAAAAGGCAAGGGUGGUAUUCGAUUCUACAAAAGAGAAGGAUGGCGGAACUUGGAGUGCUAUGAUCAAGGUUUAUGAAAGGAAAGGCUGUGAAUUGAAUGCACUCGGCUUAUUUCGUUUGAUGCAAAGUAAAGGUGUUCGUCCAAAUUUUCCUUCCUUAAUUAGCAUACUCUCUGUGUGUGCAAGUCUUGCAAGUGUUGAUUGUGGUAGAGAGGUACAUGCAUCAUUGAUCAGAUCCAACUUUGAUGAAGAUGUAUACGUCUCUUCGGUGUUGAUUACAAUGUAUUUUAAAUGUGGCGAUCUUGUCAGGGCAAGAAGAGUCUUUGACAGAUCAUCUUCCAAAGAUACCGUCAUGUGGAAUUCUAUGAUAACAGGUUAUGCUCAGAACGGUUUGGGAGAAGAAUCUGUUAAUUUUUUCAGAGAAAUGUGUUUGCAGGGAAUUGCGCCCGAUGUGGUUACUUUUGUGGGACUUCUGACUGCUUGCAGCUACACUGGAAAGGUGAAAGAAGCAGAAGAUAUAUUUGACUCCAUGAAGUCAGAGUACCGAGUAGAGCCAGAAACUGCACAUUAUGCUUGCAUGGUAGAUGUACUUGGUAGAGCUGGUCGCUUGACUGAGGCGAUGGGUUUGAUAGAAAAAAUGCCUGUGGUAGCCGAUGCAGUUAUAUGGGGUUCUUUGCUUAAUGCUUGUAAAAUGCACAUGAAUCUAGAUCUGGCUGAAGUUGCAGCAAAAGAGCUUCUACUUCUCGAGCCCCAAAAAUCAGGCCCUUAUGUCCUUCUCUCUAAUAUUUAUGCUACAAAGGGUAUGUGGGCCGAUGUUGCGAAAGUACGGGAAGACAUGAGGUCCAGGAAGUUGAGUAAGUCACCUGCUUGCAGCUGGCUUGAGGUGGAGAAGAAGGUGCAUAUGUUCACUGGUGGAGAGAACAAGCCCCACCCUGAACAUCAAAUGAUUACCAAAAUGUUGGAUAAAUUGGGUUCCAUGUUAAGAGAAUCUGGAUAUUGUCCCGAUGGUAGCUUUGUUCUUCAUGAUUUGGAAGAGGAGGAGAGGGCGCAGAGCUUGCGUUAUCACAGUGAGAGGUUGGCUGUGGCGUAUGGACUUCUUAAGCUGCCAGAAGGAGUGGCCAUAAGAGUUAUGAAAAAUCUUCGUGUUUGUGGGGAUUGCCAUUCUGCUAUAAAGCUAAUAGCUAAAGUCACAGGACGAGAGAUCAUUCUUAGAGAUGCCAAUAGAUUUCAUCACUUUAAAGAGGGCUCCUGUUCAUGCAGAGACUAUUGGUGACGUACAAAUGAACAUAAUAAUUGCAUAAUGCCAGUGGACUGGAAAAAGGCACGGAUCGUCAAAUCAAUCUCCCAGUUAAACGAAGGACAAGCCAUAUGUUAAAAUGGCCAAAGUUAACAGCGCGCAAACCUAGAUGGUCCCAAAUGGAAUUGCUGAAAUCAAGAGAGUAAUUUCAGAACUAAAGAUGAAGAUGAAUCUGUCUAUGAAGUUAUAUUGUGAUAAUAAGGUAGCAAUUAGUAUUGCUCAUCAUAAUCCUGUGCUACAUGAUCGUACUAAACAUAUUGAAGUGGACAGACACUUCAUAAAAGAGAAGAUUGAAGCUGGAAUCGUGUGUACACCAUUCAUAUCUACCAAAGAACAAACAGCUGAUAUCUUCACAAAGGAGUUGUUCAAACCAGUGUUUGAACUACUUAUAAGCAAGCUGGGAAUGUAUGAUAUAUACUUACCAUUUACCAACUUGAGGGGGAGUGUAGAAAAAUGUGACAUGUAUUUCUAUUUUUUAAUUAAUGUACGUAUGUAGCUGUAUGGAUAAGAGUUUAGAGCUGUUAGACCUCUUUAAUUAAGAGAUAAGCACGCAGUUAGAUAAGAUCCUAUAUUUUAGGAUCUGUGCAGGGAGUUUGUUAUUUGUAAUUUGUAUAUAUACUCCUGCCGGAUGGCUCAAUAAUAUUCAAGGAAGAUUAAUUCCUAAAACCUACAUUGUACAAAGUCAAACAAUGGAAUGGCUGAAGUUUAGCAAUGAUACUAUAAUAUAUUAAU
This is a messenger RNA of Cuscuta europaea, 4874 nucleotides long. The record is from the annotation of a GenBank genome assembly. Lineage: Eukaryota; Viridiplantae; Streptophyta; Magnoliopsida; Solanales; Convolvulaceae.